UUCAAAACAAAUAGCAGCCCACAGCCUUGCUCCUGGUCCAGCCAAUUGCAUGGUGACUCCCAUCCGGCUGUUCUGAUUGGCUGGUGACCACACACACAUACACACACGCACACAGAGCGGUGGCAGCUGCAAGAGACAGAAGGAGAGAGAGAGUGCCUAAGGAAAGACGGAGAAGCACAACUUGUUGGUGUGGAUCUUGCGCGUGAGAUGGAUUUUCAGAAUAAGGAUUGACUGACCAGGUCCGGUGCCACUUUGGUGAUGUCCAGCUUAUAGUGAGGAUACCACUGGCUGCAAUAACGUCCAGCCGAACCAUCAGCAUGCAGAACCUCCGGCACGCUGCCACCGAAGCCUUCCAGCGCCUGGGUCUGAAGCAGAGACAUCUGGGCUAUCAGGAGCUGGGUGAGUUGGAUGGCGUUGAAACCCCUCAGCCGCACUGGUUCCACACCCUGCAGGUGCGCAGGCUGCGGGUGCAGAGAGGACGCAGCAACAGCGACCCGCUGGGGGGCAAAAGCUUCCAGCAGGAGUUCCAGUGGAACACAGGGCUGCAGUUUGGAACAGCCACUUCUUACCUGAACCUGGAGAAACUAGGAGAGGGCACCUACGCCACUGUGUACAAAGGAAUAAGCAGGAUAAAUGGCCACUUGGUGGCACUAAAAGUGAUCCGUAUGAAGACUGAAGAGGGCGUUCCAUUCACUGCUAUCAGAGAGGCCUCUCUGUUGAAAGGCCUGAAGCAUGCUAAUAUUGUUCUGCUCCAUGAUAUCAUCCACACACGCGAGUCUCUUACCUUCGUCUUUGAGUAUGUGCAAACAGACUUGGCCCAGUAUAUGAUACAGCACCCAGGAGGACUGCACUCGUACAAUGUUCGAAUCUUUAUGUUCCAGCUGUUGCGAGGUCUAUCAUAUAUCCACAGUAGGAGGAUCCUGCAUCGGGACCUAAAGCCUCAGAACCUGCUCAUCAGCUACUUGGGAGAGCUCAAACUGGCUGACUUUGGUCUGGCCCGGUCCAAGUCUAUCCCAUGCCAAACAUAUUCAGCAGAAGUUGUGACGUUGUGGUACAGACCACCUGAUGUUUUGCUGGGUUCCACAGACUAUUCAACAGCACUGGACAUCUGGGGUGCUGGCUGCAUUUUCAUUGAGAUGCUACAGGGGGCGCCAGCGUUCCCUGGUGUGGCUGAUGUCUUUGAGCAGUUGCUGAAGAUUUGGACAGUUCUGGGGGUGCCCACAGAAGAAAGCUGGCCGGGUGUGAGUGAGCUGCCCAACUAUAAACCAGAAUGGUUCCUGCCCUGCAAAGCCCAGCAAUUCAGAGAUGUCUGGAAAAGAUUCGCUCAGUUGCCCUAUAAGACGGAAGACUUGGCUCAGCAGAUGUUGAUGAUGGUCCCCAAAGACAGGAUCUCGGCCCAGGAUGCACUGCAGCACCCCUACUUCAACACCCUCCCGCCCCCAGUGAUGCAGCUGCGGGACACUGUAUCAAUUUUUAAGGUGCCUGGUGUUAGGUUGGAGACGGAAGCGAGGGACAUCUUCAGUCCCAGCAGGCGAAUGAAAUCCUCCCUCGUUCCCCUGGGCAAGUGCUGGUGAGAGGCUUCCGCUGCCCCACUUCGACCACACGCAACUUUGUAGGACAGAAAAAAAAACAAGCGAUACUUUAUACAGCAUGGCAGUCUGUUGAAUUUACGUGUUGUAUUAUCAUGGAGCCCCAUUACCAGGAACCAUGACCGUUACUCUUUAAAGGAAAUGUCCAGUCUGUUUUUUGUUUCCAAACUGCGUGUGGUCAGGUUUUUGAUGGCCUGUGGAUGGAUGAGUCAGGGUAGAGAAGGGGGCAAAGUUGGAGGGAUGUCAUUACAACUUGUGUCGUUAAAAUCCACCAAUGACUUCAUGCAAACUGCACUUAUUGAUUUCUAUACUUUUGAUACAGUAUUUAUCCCACUGAGUUCUUAUGAAUGUUCAUCUGGAAGUCCUGCACUGAAAAAGUGAUGCAUUGAGUUUACAAGUGUGUACAUCAUUUCCACAUCAAUAAAGAUGUCAACACAGUUUUGUCUUCAAGAUUACUUUUGGUAAUAAUUGAGAUGAUUUUUUAAGAAUGUGAAAAUAAUGCACACAUUUGGAUGAAGUCAGUUCAGUGCUUUACUUAUUUUCAGUGUAUGAGCACGACAGAUGAGAGAGUAUGAGAGAGAGAGAAAGAUAAAGAAACGUCUUUCACAUAUGUAGGAAUGUUACGGCAAGUUGUCGGGUCAUGGAUAUGUGAGCAAGAGCUGGAGUCAUUCCCAGAUACUUCCACUGAGAGAGAGAGAGGGAGAGAGAGAGAUGGAGAGAGGGAGAAGUUCUUCCAGUCUCUAGUUAGUAGUAAGUUUAGGUGGCUGGACUUGUGGACCUACUCCAUGUUCAGUUGUCUUGAUGAUUCAGUGACCUGGAUGACCUUCAAAGUUCUUCCUUUAUUCUUCCCAGUUUUUUCAGGAGAUGUGCCAAUUUUUUAUAUGUCUUCAAACCCUCCUCACAUCUGCACUGCAAAAAAUGGAAUCUUGUCAAGUAAAAUGAUCUUAAAUCUAAUAUUUCUCCAUUUGAGAUUAUUGAAAGCUUAUUGCAAGAUUAUUUAACUUAUUUCCGAACAUUUUUACUUAUUUUAAGUGAUUUUAUUAAGUGAAGUUAUAUCACAUAUUGGCAGAUAAUUUUGCUUGUAUUAAGAAAUCCAGCAAACUUACCUGCCAGUAUAGUGAGAUAAUUUUUCUUACAUAAAAUGACUUAAAAUGUAAAGAAACAAGUUAGAUAAUCUUACAUAACCAUCUCAAAAUAAGAAAUAUUACAUAGAUCAAGUAGUAUUGAGAUAAUUUGACUUGACAAGAGGCUGUUUUCUGCAGUGUGAUGAGUACCUCAGUUGAUGUGUUGCUGUAGUACUUUGCACACCGUUCGGCCUGUAUGCUGAAACACUGAGUGAAUCCUAUAAUCGUACCACAACACAGUGUUUUUACAAGCGCUUAUGCCAAGAACAACUCUGUAUGUUGAAGAGAGUGUUGGUUACACUGGAAAGGAUUUUCACAAUAUAAAAUACAGAUUUUUAAAGCAGUAUAUAAAUUUAAGAAAAUAAUGUUGCUAAAACAGACCUUUCAAGUCGUGCUGUCAUUUUGUGUUCAGUAGUGAUGCACUGAAAUGAAAAUUCUUGACUGAAAAAAAAUGAAAUUCAGGACACACAUGGCCAAAAAUGAAAAGCAAAAGAAAGCACUGGUAUGUUGGGGAAGAGAAGGCUAAUUUUAAACAGCUUGGUAAAUAAUUUUGUAGCGUUCACCACUUUUAAAAGAGACACAGCUUUUGCACAAGUCAUGUGGCUUUGUUUUCCAGCUGUUGUAGGCCACAGCUACGCCGUACAUUAGCAGAGUUUUCUUUUUUCUAACAGCUCAUUCGCUACACAGCUCAUGACCCCUCGUCUUCCUCAGUCUUUGUUUAUGCACCCACAGGAGUGGCUCCAAGCCCUGCCCUCUACAAUAAGAGUCCUUAGCCAAAUGAACCCAGUGAAUACAUGCUGAAGAACGCACAACCUAAAACUAGCAUGUACACAUUUCUUGAACAUGCUACAAAAUUAAGUGUUAAAAGUUGUAAAAUGAUUGAAAUAUAAUACUUCAUGGUUUCCCAAAGGCAUCUAAAGCUGAAUUCCAGAGCAACUCAUGGACAUGGCUUUGGAAUUCCUGUUUAGCAGAGUGAAGUUUCUCCAGCAGGGGGCGCUGCAGGCAUUCAAGUCGCGAGUGUGCGAACCUCAUCCAGAUCUAACACACAUUUGUGCUUGCAGUAACAAAACUUUCAGAAAGGUCUUUUACGAAAACAUAUUGAGAGUUAUUUAUGUGAUUUCUGUUAAAGAACUUAAAUCAGUUAUUGCUAAAGCAUGUAAAUUAACGGACACAUUAACGGGUACAGAGAACGCAGCUGCAGGGGACUGUGGUUGUGUUUUACUUUGUAUCAACAGCUCAAAUUGUUUGAAUGAUUUAAUCAUUAUUUCUCAUUGUUAUUAUCAUUCAGAUUAUUUGUUAAGUGUUCGAUUUGGAUUUAAUUGUGGACCUAUUUCAUCUUUUCGGCUAAAAUGUUUGGCCUGUUUUUCUUUUUCAGUGGUCAAAGUUUCAGUGCAUCCCUAGUUUAAAGUAUCAUGCUCAUAUUAACAACUCCAGUUAUAUGCCUUUUUUGGCCUAUAUAAUGAAAAGUGUUCUUGAAAAUCGCAUUGCAUCCUGUGGUAAACAAAAAUGUUCCAAACUGGAUGUUUUGUCCUAUGUUCAUGUUUGCUUUGAAUAUCAAUGGAUCCUCUGAAUUACAAGGUCAUUAAGAACGAAUAUUGCAACAUGCAGGCUAACACUGCUGAACGUUGAGCUGACAUUGUAAGACCCACAACCUUACCAAAUUACCCCACACAAACCAGCAGGCUUUGUCAAAUGUGGUAGUUAAGUUGCUUUAGUAGUAGUGGCCUACAGUUUGAGUUGGGUAAACUAGUGUUUAAUAGUAAAGUUAAUUUCAUUCAAUGUCAUUUCAGUGCUAGCAGAGUUAGCCUGCUGGUAGCAUGGGUAUAGCAUUCGUAUUGCAACUCUUUAACAAUCUCGUAAUUCAGAGGAUCUAGUGGCCUUCGGAGAAAGUGUGCACACGGGCCAAAGCAUCGGCUUUGAAACAUUUUUGUUUACCACAGAACUGGUUUUUGAAAAUCCCAUUUAUUUUCCCCAUAGAGAGAAAAUGCUAAGACCCAGAGUUCCUAACAUGGGCAUGCCACCAACUACGAAAUGUUGCCUGACUUCACAGGACUAUAAAUUAACUUGAACCGCCAUGAAUUACCCUCAUGUUAAUUAGCGCUUACUUUCUGAUGGAAACAUAUCAUCCUUUUCAUCAGCAGUAAACAGAUGUUUGAGGGUAUUCAGUUCAAGCUGGAAUCUCCAGUAGAAGCAGAAGUUAAUGAGAGCAGAAGGUGAUUAUCAUCUGCACACAUAGCUGGCUUGAAUCAUCAGGAUGAUUUCAUAUCCUUCCAGGUGUAUAACGCAUGAGCUGAACUCACAGCUGGUGUGUGCGUGUCUGUCCACAUAUGUUGGAAAAUCUGUUGUUUGUCUGAAUAUAAAUAAAUAUCUAAAUUGGCCA
Messenger RNA from Colossoma macropomum (tambaqui), 5093 nucleotides. It is a transcript of the gene cdk15, whose product is annotated as cyclin-dependent kinase 15. Lineage: Eukaryota; Metazoa; Chordata; Actinopteri; Characiformes; Serrasalmidae. Gene Ontology annotation, biological process: protein phosphorylation. The record is from RefSeq and is a predicted model, not a curated record. Bases 318 to 1574 code for a protein of 418 amino acids. Gene Ontology annotation, molecular function: cyclin-dependent protein serine/threonine kinase activity; cyclin binding; ATP binding. The transcript has 14 exons. Gene Ontology annotation, cellular component: nucleus; cytoplasm; cytosol.